Molecule: messenger RNA, 2514 nt
Organism: Capronia epimyces CBS 606.96
Lineage: Eukaryota; Fungi; Ascomycota; Eurotiomycetes; Chaetothyriales; Herpotrichiellaceae
Product: vesicle-fusing ATPase
Exons: 2
Coding region: 1-2514 (837 amino acids)
Biological process (GO): Golgi to plasma membrane protein transport; SNARE complex disassembly; intra-Golgi vesicle-mediated transport
Cellular component (GO): Golgi stack
Molecular function (GO): ATP hydrolysis activity; ATP binding
Source: RefSeq, a predicted model, not a curated record
AUGUCCUUCCUCAAUCGAAAUAACCUCUUCGGCGGAGGCCAACAACCCCAACAACCUCCACGAGAUCCCUAUGGCUCCCCGAACCGAGCGGCCCGUCCUGGCUACAGUGGAGGUGGCUCUUUUGACACUCCCAUGAACGGAGGCUAUGAUACACCUCCUACUCGACAGCCUCAAGGAUAUGGCAGUCCUGCCCUUCCUGCAAGAAGCAACCCACCGCGACCGACAGGCCACCAGAACAGUCCUAGUAAAGGAGGGGCCCGGCCAGGUGGUGGCGGUGGACAUAGCAUGAUUCUACAACCCGCGAAGAGCCCGGACAACUCAUACACGUUCCGCAAUCUUGUCGCGGUGUCGACACAGGACCUCCCUCCGUCGCGUGACGGGACCGAUAUCUUCCUCCUCAUCAACAACAUGUACGUGGUCACGGCGCGACCCCUAGAUUCGUUUCCGCGGGGAUAUAUUGGGCUCUCAGAACCGCAGCGGUCAUGGAUGGGUGUGGCCUUGACCGAUCAAAUCCAGGCCGAAGUCUAUGACCCUUUUAGUCAAAGCAGCCAGGCUUACAUUGGAGCAAUGGACAUAGAGAUUGGAUUUGCCAGUUCGAGGAAGAUCACAGACGCCCCUUACGACCAGGAUGACCUUGCCCGGGAAAUCACAAAGUUGUACAACAGCCAGAUGUUUGCGCCUGGCCAAAGAUUCUUGAUGGAUUUGAAAAGUAUUCCUUUAAACCUCCAGGUCAAAACGGUGCAGUUGGCCGACUUGAGUGAAAAGGCGGCUCCGACGACAUCUGAUCCGCGCGCGCGAGGCAUCUUGACCCCACAGACACAGAUUAAUUUCUUCAAAGACGGCAAGACGCCCAUCAAUCUCAAAGCGUCAUCGAGGAGGCCCGCGGCAAACUCGAUCAUUGCUCCCGACUUCAAAUUCGAAGAUAUGGGCAUUGGUGGGCUCGAUGCCGAGUUUGUCACCAUCUUCCGAAGAGCCUUUGCGUCUCGGGUCUUCCCUCCUGGGUUGGUGGAAAAAUUGGGCAUUCAGCACGUCAAAGGGAUUCUGCUGUAUGGUCCGCCCGGAACCGGAAAGACUCUGAUUGCCCGACAGAUUGGUAAGAUGCUCAAUGCUAGAGAGCCAAAGGUCAUCAAUGGGCCGGAAGUUCUCAACAAGUACGUCGGACAGUCAGAAGAGAACAUCCGAAAAUUGUUCGCCGACGCAGAGAAGGAGUACAAGGAGAAGGGUGACGAGUCUGGACUUCAUAUCAUCAUCUUCGACGAACUGGACGCCGUGUGCAAACAGAGAGGUAGCGGUGCCGGGGGCGGGACGGGCGUGGGAGACAGUGUGGUCAAUCAACUGCUUUCGAAGCUUGACGGUGUCGACCAGCUCAACAAUAUCCUGUUAAUUGGCAUGACGAACCGGAAGGACAUGAUUGACGAUGCUCUGCUCCGUCCUGGACGUCUCGAACUCCACAUGGAGAUUUCCCUCCCGGAUGAACAUGGGAGAGCCCAGAUUCUCAAGAUUCACACCCAAAAGAUGCGGGACAAUAAAGUGCUCGACCCAGAUGUCGACCUACUCGACCUUGCGCGCAAGACCAAGAACUUUUCUGGCGCCGAGAUCGGUGGUCUGGUCAAGUCGGCUACGUCUUUUGCAUUCAGUCGACAUAUCAAAGUUGGAACCAUGGCCGGCAUUACCGAUGACGUGGCCAACAUGAAAAUCAAACGGGCAGAUUUUGAACAUGCCCUGGAAGAAGUCAAGCCCGCCUUUGGCGUGUCAGAAGAAGAGUUGUCGUACUGCUUGAGAGGAGGGGUGAUCCACUACUCUCAGUAUAUCCGCGACGUGUUGGAAGAAGGCAAGCUGUUUGUGGAACAGGUGCGACAGCCGCAGUCGACGCCCUUGUUUUCGGUCUGUCUACACGGUCCCCCGGGGUGUGGAAAGACAGCAUUGGCGGCCAAGAUUGCCAUUGAUUCCGGCUAUCCGUUCAUCAAGCUGAUCAGCACCAAGGAUACGUUGGAGAUGAGUGAGAGCCAGAAGAUCUCGUAUCUCAGCAAGGUGUUCAUGGACGCCUACAAGAGUCCGAUGAGCGUCGUGGUCCUGGACGACAUUGAGGAAUACAUUGAAUGGACGCCGAUAGGCCCCCGGUUCAGCAACCCCAUCCUCAAGACGGUGGUGGCUCUAUUACGCAAGGCGCCUCCUCCCGGGCGAAGUCUGUUGAUUAUUGUGACGGCGACCCAGCGGAGCGUUUUGCAGCAACUGGAUUUCUGGCGGCAUUUCAACUCGGACAUACCCAUUGCGAAUGUUCGAACGUACGAAGAGCUUGAACAUGUGAUGAAAGAGUCCAAGGCGUUUGCGCCGGCGGACGUGUCCCGAGCGAUUGCCGAGAUUAAAGACAUCACGCGGAGUGAGGAGGUGGGCGUGGGCAUCAAGCAUGUCCUGCAGGCGAUUGAAACGGCCAAGCUGGACACGGAUCUGGUGUCGAGGUUUGCCGGCACUAUGUCGAGGGCGAUUGCAGAGAGAGGCAAUAGUUAUGGUUAG